AUUAGAAAAGAAACGAAGAUAAAACAAAAUUACUUUGAUUUAUUCAAAGAUCUAUGAUUCAGAAGCCGAACGUUCAUUAUCUCAUAUUAUUAUUACAAAAGUUAUGAUUAUUUUCAUUUUUUAUUUAUUUAUAGCAUAUAUCUCAAAGUGUUAAAGAUUCAAAGAAAGAUUAACCUUGCUUGGUGUCAUGGGACAAGUCUUAGACAAGUUACAAGGUAAGGAUUGGAGGAAAAGGCAAAUAAGGAAGAUAACAGAUCGAGUUUUUGACCAAUUAAAGAAUCAAGUGCGAACAGUUAAUUUGACUUUUGAAGAUCUGUAUAUUGCUGUUUUACUUGUGUACAAUGAUAUCAAUAAGCUUAUUCCUGGUCCCCAUUUCGAUCCUCCAUCAAAAGACAAAGUCAAGGAAAUCAUGAAGAACUGUGAUAUCAACUUUGAUGGGGAAAUUGAUCGUGAAGAAUUCUAUGGUUUCAUCCAACAAAUGACAGCUGAUACAUUCACUGUUGUUAGUCAAAAACUUAUUGUCACUUUGGUUGUUGCACCAACAGUUGCAGUGGCAACAAAGAGAGCCACUGAAGGUGUUCCAGGUGUUGGAAAGGUGGUGCAAAGGUUACCUAAUUCAGUUUAUGCUUCCCUUGUCACACUUGCAGCUGUGUGGUUCCAAAAUAUGGGACAGGAUUCUCAGUUUUAGUUAUCUGCUCAUCAUGUCUUAUAAGCAGAAUGAUAGAAAUUCUCUUGAUUGUAAACAUAGGAUUGCCACUGUGUGCAUGUUAGUUAUAAAAUUGUAGUUGAUAAAAACAAUGGUUGUGGUUUGCAUUUUGGGCAAAAGAUCAAUUCUGGAUUUUUCUGUCAGGUUAUGCAUGUAAAAAAUUGUCUUCAAUAAAAUUAUAUACAAUUAUUAUCUAAAAUU
This is a messenger RNA of Gastrolobium bilobum, 907 nucleotides long. RefSeq lists its product as uncharacterized. The transcript has 4 exons. NCBI's taxonomy places the organism in Eukaryota, Viridiplantae, Streptophyta, Magnoliopsida, Fabales, Fabaceae. The record is from RefSeq and is a predicted model, not a curated record. Bases 188 to 688 code for a protein of 166 amino acids. Gene Ontology annotation, molecular function: calcium ion binding.